AUACUCAAGAUCACGGAAGGCCGACCCCGCUUCCCUCUUUUCCUUCAGGAAUUGUAGGGCUUUUCUUCUAACACAUCCUCUUCCGCUUCAAAUCUCCUCUUUACUAGGGAUUUCGACCCCGAUCCAUCUGCUGACAGUCCAUGGAGCACGCCGCCGUGGUCCCCGAAGCACCAGUUCGCCGGAAGAGGGGCAGGCCGCCCAAGAAUGCGAGUAAAGCAGGGGUAAGCAAACCCAGCGUCUCCACCGUGGAGAAGGUGGACCGCAGCCCUACUAACGAAGAGCAAGGAUCCGGGGAUGGCUCCUAUGAUGCUUUCGACGAUCACGCCCCAAAGGCUAAGAGGAAAGCGGCAAUUCGGGCUGCCGGAUGGAAGGAAGAUCAAAGCUUGAUCGAUGUCAUCAAGCAUAAUGGAAGAGUGAUUAACCAUGCUGUCAAAAAGUGGAUUGAGCGCUAUGAAUUAGAUCCAAAACCUGCAACAAUUGAAAUUUUGAUGUUGCUCUUUGAGGCCUGUGGAGCCAAAUAUAAACUAGAAGUGGCUUCCUUUGAGGAGACUAACGUGGAUGAUGUUGUGGUCUCACUUGUGGAGCUAGCUAAAAAAGGUGAAAUAGAAGACAAUUUCAACUCAAAGCAAAAAGAGCUUAAGAACUUCAAAGAAAAUCUUGCAUCAUUCUGGGACAACUUGGUUAUUGAAUGUCAAAAUGGGCCAUUAUUUGAUAAGUUUUUGUUUGAGAAAUGCAUGGAUUAUGUAAUUGCACUGUCAUGUACUCCUCCUAGGGUUUAUCGGCAUGUGGCUUCGCUGGUUGGUCUCCAGUUGGUUACAUCCUUAAUAAAUGUUGCAAAAAUGCUUUCUGGACAACGUGAGACCACUCAAAGACAAUUAAAUACUGAAAAAAAGAAGAACAAUGAUGGACCACGUCUGGAGUCUCUCAACAAAAGGUUAUCUCAGACACAUGAAAAGAUCACUACCAUGGAGGAGAUGAUGCGCAAAAUAUUUAAAGGGUUAUUUAUGCACAGGUAUCGAGAUGUUGAUCCAGAGAUAAGAAUGUCUUGCAUCAGUUCUCUCGGUAACUGGAUACUAUUGUAUCCAUCACUUUUCUUGCAGGAUCUAUACUUGAAAUAUCUUGGUUGGACACUGAAUGACAAGAGUCCUGGAGUCAGAAAAGCUUCAAUAAUUGCACUUCAAAAUCUAUAUGAGGUGGAUGAUAAUGUGCCAUCACUUGGUCUUUUCACUGAAAGAUUUUGCAGCCGUAUGAUUGAGCUUGCUGAUGAUAUUGAUAUUGCAGUGGCUGUAUCAGCCAUUGGUCUUUUGAAACAACUACUAAGACAUCAGCUUCUAACAGAUGAUGAAUUAGGCCCUUUGUAUGAUCUGCUUAUUGAUGAACCACCCUUAAUCAGGCGUGCAAUUGGAGAAUUAGUAUACGAUCAUUUGAUUGCUCAGAAAAUUAAAAGUUCCCAUUCUGGACGUAAAGAUGGAGAGGAAGAAUCCUCUGAGGUUCAUCUAGGACGCAUGUUGCAAAUUCUUCGGGAAUUUCCUGAUGAUCCAAUGUUAAGUACCUAUGUUAUUGAUGAUGUUUGGGAUAACAUGAAGGCCAUGAAGGAUUGGAAGUGUAUCAUAUCCAUGCUUCUUGAUGAGAAUCCACAUAUUGAAUUGACGGAUGUCGAUGCAACUAACUUGGUUAGGCUGCUCUAUGCUUCUGCUAGGAAAGCUGUUGGGGACAAGAUAGUUCCUGCUGCUGAUGGCCGAAAGCAGUAUUACACAAAAGUUCAGAAAGAAACAUUUGAAAACAAUAGACGGAAAAUAACAACUGCCAUGAUGAAGAAAUAUCCUCAGCUGUUGCACAAGUAUAUAGCUGACAAAGCAAAGAUUUCUUCUUUGGUUGAGAUUAUGGGACUUCUAAAACUUGAACUUUUCUCUCUACAAAGGCAGGACCAGAAUUUUAAGGCAAUUCUGGAACUUAUUGUGGAUGCGUUUUUUAAGCAUGGGGAGAAAGACACAUUGAGAUCUUGUAUCCGCGUGAUAACAUUUUGUUCAACAGAUAGUCCAGCUGAUCUUCAAGAUUAUGCACAGAAUAAGCUGAAGGAUCUGGAGAAUGAUCUAAUAAUUAAGUUAAAGGCUGCUAUUAAGGAAGUUGAGAUGGGAGGUGAUGAGUACUCACUUUUGGUCAAUUUAAAGCGGCUUAAUGAGUUUCAACUGACUAAAUUUGUGCCCGUUGAUAGCUUAUAUGGAGAUAUGAGUAGCAUUCUCAAGCUUUUGAGAGACAUCGACAAUGAGGUAAAGUGUUUUCUGCUUCUCAACAUGUACCUCCAUGUAGCCUGGUCUCUGACGUUCAUUGAUGUUGAAAGUCCUGAGUCAUCUAUUAAUGAAUUAUUAUCUAAGAGAGAUACACUGUUUGAGCAACUAGAAUGCUUCAUAAAUGACCUGCCUAAUGCUCCACAGGAGGGUAGGAUUGGAAAUCUACUGUCAUACAGAGUGUGUGUCAUACUAGCAGACCUAUGGUGCUUAUUUGAAAAUUCUAGAUUUUCUUCUACUAAACUGCAUCGAUUAGGAUAUCACCCAGAUAUAUCCUCAGUUGAAAAGUUUUGGAAACUUUCUCAGCAGUUGCUUAGCAUUUCAGAUGAGACCGAAGAAGAGGAUUCAAACGAAGAAUACAUUGAGGAUACAAACAGGGAUGUGGUUAUGAUUGCCGCUGCUAAGUUGGUCAUACAUAGAGUUACUAAGGACUAUCUUGCGGCUGAGAUUAUUUCACAUUUUGUGAUGCAUGGAGCAAGCAUCACAAAUAUAAUCAAGAAUUUCAUUACUUCUCUAAGAAAAACUGCAAAAGAUGAGAUGCCUUCUAUAUUUUUUGAAGCAUUGAAAAAAACAUAUCAGAGGCAAGCAUUGGGUAAUGAGUCUUUGGCAAGCAACACAUACUCGGAUUGUAAGGAUCUUUCUUCUCGGCUCUCAGCAACAUUUGGUGGUGCAGCACGAAAUAAACAUAAGUGGGAGAUUUUGAAAAUCAUCAAGGAUGGUAUUUCAUAUGCUUUUUCUGAUGCUCCGAAACACUUGUCAUUUCUAGAGGUUGCUGUUCUACCAUUUGUCACAAAACUUCCCAUAUCCGAUCUUCUAGAGAUACUGAAAGAUGUGCAAAAGAGAUCAGACAAGGUAAACAUAAAUGAAGAUCCUAGUGGGUGGCGACCCUAUUCAGUGUUUGUCGAGUACUUACAGGAAAAAUGUGCAAAAAAUGAUCUGCAAGAUGAGAAAGAGGGAAACCUCCCAAAGCGGAGAGGCCGCCCAAGAAAGGCAAUGAAUGUAGAAGGAAAGAGACUUUUUGAUGGUCAUGAAUCAAGUGAAGAAGAUUCUAUUAGUGGUUCAGAGCAGGAUGAUCAAGAUGAAGAGGAGGAUGAAGAAGCUCAGCAGCCUUUGAUACACACGUUUAGAGCUUCGGCUUCCAAAUUGAGAUCAAUGAGAGUUGCACAGCCAGAUAGUAGUGCUCGCCAAGCUGGAUCUGGAAGAACCACAGGUACGGACCACUAAUCAAAUUGAUUUUCUGAAACAUUGACGUCAAUUCUUGUAAAAUAUUCUAUCAGGAACCUUGACCUUUACUGUUAUUGUUCUUAUAACAUUUUAGUAAUCUGUAAAGUAAUUGAGGUAGCGUGUAAUAUAUUCUGGCGCUGGCAUUUGCCCGCCUUCUGUUUUGUGUAUGUAUCUCUAGAUGAACCCUUUUUGGAUUAUGUACUUAAUGUAAUAGAACUUCCCGGUGCAGCCUGAAUUCAAGCCUGAGAAUUCUGUUUGAUCAUAA
Molecule: messenger RNA, 3777 nt
Organism: Zingiber officinale
Lineage: Eukaryota; Viridiplantae; Streptophyta; Magnoliopsida; Zingiberales; Zingiberaceae
Product: sister-chromatid cohesion protein 3-like
Exons: 22
Coding region: 141-3512 (1123 amino acids)
Biological process (GO): sister chromatid cohesion
Cellular component (GO): nucleus; cohesin complex; chromatin
Molecular function (GO): chromatin binding; DNA binding
Source: RefSeq, a predicted model, not a curated record